AUGGUUGGUUCUUUGUUAAUGUAUUUAGCUGCUCUCGUUCCGCUGCAAAAUUACAGCUACAUCGAUAAUGAGCCAUAUUACAAAUUAGCACGAUUUUGGACAAAUACUGGAUUUUGUCCCUCUGGAGAAAUCAAACGAGAAACUUUGAAAGCUAGUCUAUUCUCCGAUGAGGUGCAAAUGAAUUUAAUACACCUCGCAGCGCUUCCAACUGGCGCAUUAACGCACAUACGCAUUCAUUGGCUAUUGAAACUGGUAAAAUUUAUACAAUAUACCCAAUCUGGUGUGCCCAUAUAUGACUUCGCGGAUCUAGAUGCAUUUGUAUUAAAUUUAAAUGAUUUGGAACUUUAUCCUGUUAUUGAAUAUAUGACUGAUCUGGAUGGUAUUAUAAUAAACAAUUCGGAUAUUAUGGAUGAUUUGUGGCAAGAUUUCAGCUAUCAAGUCACUAAGCGCUACCUAAAUUUAUUAGGCGCUAAGAAUCUUAUUAAGUGGCAGUUUGAAACUUGGAAUGAACCGGAUAUACACAAUUACAAUCGUUUAAAUUUCACCAUAGAAGGUUUUAUCAAUUACGCUAUAGCUUUACGUAAAGGUAUUAAAGCAGCUGGCCGUAUUUCAAAUAAGUCAUUGGAUCUUACUCUACGAGGACCAGCAGGUUUGUUUAAAUCCAAAAGGAAACAUCCGUUGUGUUGGGCGUUAAUUCAAAAUUGCAAUAAACAUAUGGAUCAUUGCCCAAUAAAUGUUCUCACAUAUCAUCGAAAAGGUCAAGGUCUAGCAUCAGAGGUCUUAGAAGCAUCUAGGAAAUUAUUAAAAAAAAUUUAUGGAAACUAUGCUAAUAUUAAUAUGUUACCAGUAUCGAAUGAUGAGGCGGAUCCCAUUGCUGGUUGGUCAACUCCUCAAGAUUUUUACGAGGAUGUUCGUUAUGCGGCUAAACUUGUGUACAUUGUUUUUUUGCACUGGCAUGCUAAAUUGAAUUUUAGAGAGUUCAAAUAUCUUGAAUCCAUUAGCCACGAUAAUGCUUUCAUCAGUUAUCACCCGUUUGAAUUCACACAACGCACUCUUCUAGCACAUUUUCGAAUGAAUAACUCGCAACCUGUACAUUCGCAAUUUAUACAAAAACCCGUAUAUGCAGCACUAGGUAUGCUCUCGAAACUGGCACCAAUUGCGGCCGAUAUUGAAGAUAUCAAAUUAAGUACUUCCAAUGAUGUAUUAUGGCUAUUGAAAACAAGCUCCACCGUAAAUAAUCCCUUAUACUUAAGUUGGCUGCUUCUGCCGGGAGAGAAUACAAAAAGAAUAGAAAAUUUCACACUUCAUCGUCAUUUACCUUUCCAAUUAUGCUCUAUAGAGACUUUUGCUUAUGUGGUGGAAUUAUUGGAAAAAGGAAAAACAGAUCCAGCGUAUUUUUGGCGCACUCAAGGCGGAUCGAGACCUUUUCCGAAUGCAAUGGAGCGUGCAGCGAUGCGGCUCGCACAAACUCCUCGAUUACAGGCUUCCGGUAUUUUACUGAUGCCUGAAUUUCGAUUAAAUAUUGGAGACUUCCAGCUUCCAUGGAUUUUAUUACUUCGCGUUUGCUCUAGUUUUUUGCCUAUACUGAAGCAGCCCGAACCACCAACGAUAACAAAAAUUACAGUUGGGGAAAUAUUUAUUUCUUGGUAUGAAAUUGCGAACACUACUCAGUGUCUCAAAACCUAUGAAGUUUGGUUUCAAGUAAAUAAAACUACAGACUGGAAUUUUAUAAGUGAAAACUGGCACUUGCCGUUUCCAUCAUUUCAAUACGCUCCUAUUUCUUCUUGCGUUAAUGGUUUCUAUAAGGUCCGAGCCGUUGACAUCUUUAACAGGAAGAGCAAUUUUUCUGAUACAGUAGAAUAUUUUGAAAUUAGUAUCUAGACGUAUUUAUUUCCAUUAAACUAAACCUUCAGAUAGUACACUCCAAUUAUUCCACUCCAUAAAUGAGACUUCCGAGAUGACCAGACACCAGCGCCGUUAUUCGUGAUGGAUUUUGACUGGAUAUUUUAUAAUAAUUUCACUUUAUAAUUACGUUUAAACUAAACAUAAUAGUACUGGUCAAUUCUUAUAACAAACCACACAAGUCGGCACAAACGUCUAAGUGCAUUUUGAGUUAAUCUGUUACGUAUAUAGUAUUCUUAUUCUUAUAUAUAUAUAUAUGUAGAUGCAUAAUCUAAAUACAUUAUGUGGGCGAAAAGGAUUGUUCACUUUUUUGAUAUUUUUAA
Messenger RNA from Zeugodacus cucurbitae (melon fly), 2225 nucleotides. Its product is annotated as alpha-L-iduronidase. Bases 1 to 1881 code for a protein of 626 amino acids. Gene Ontology annotation, molecular function: L-iduronidase activity. The transcript has 5 exons. The record is from RefSeq and is a predicted model, not a curated record. Lineage: Eukaryota; Metazoa; Arthropoda; Insecta; Diptera; Tephritidae.